AGGUGGCGGCGCCCGGGGUCGCCAUGGCUACCGAGCCGGGGGCCUCCGAGUCCGAGGUGCCAUCGCUUGUGGAUCGUUACUUCACUCGCUGGUACAAAGCGGAUGUCAAAGGAAAACCCUGUGAGGACCAUUGUAUACUGCAGCACUCUAACCGAAUAUGUGUCAUUACGUUAGCAGAAUCUCAUCCAGUUCUUCAAAGUGGAAAAACAAUUAAAAGCAUUUCCUAUCAAAUCAGUACCAACUGUAGCAGACUGCAGAACAAGGUCUCUGGGAAAUUUAAACGGGGGGCACAGUUUCUAACAGAACUCGCACCUCUGUGUAAGAUUUACUGCUCAGAUGGGGAAGAAUAUACCGUAUCUAGUUGUGUUAGAGGACGGUUGAUGGAAGUGAAUGAAAAUAUCCUCCAUAGGCCUUCUAUUCUUCAAGAGAAGCCAUCCACUGAAGGUUACAUUGCAGUUGUGUUGCCCAAAUUUGAAGAAAGUAAAAGCAUAACAGAAGGGUUACUGACACAAAAACAAUAUGAAGAAGUUGUGGUAAAACGCAGUAACGCCACAGCUGCCACGUCAUGAGGACUAAGAUGGAAUGAAAAGCAAUGCGGCAUUCGAUCAGCGCACUAAAGAAGUCCCAGCAUAUGGCAGAAGCAUACGUCACUGCCAGCCGUCCGCAAGGAAGCGUGGGGUUCUUUCUCUUGCAUAACAAGCCUGGGUUCUCAUUUUGUCUUUAGCCUCCCAGAUCUGACCUGCAUAGACUCACUCUGCUCUUCUUUUGCUUUUCUCUUCCUCAAAACUGACAAGCAAGGGAUAUUUUUCUGAUUAAAACAAACAAGCAGAGCACUUGGAGGAAAAUUUGGAAAAGACAAAAGUUUUAAGUAGCAAGUAAAAAUAAUUUAUCCAUCAUCCUGUAACUCAUUAGUAAAUACUACAUUUUGACAUACUUCUGUUUCAAUGUUAUGGCAUGAUUGUUUUUGCUCAAACUUCCAUCAGUUUGAUGGUAAAAGAAACAACAGCUGGCCUUUCUUACCCGGUCUGCUUCAGUGUGGCACUAUCAAAAGUCUAGUCCCACCGCUUCUGCCCCAACUCCUUUCUAGGUCAUAGGGGAGAGGCAGUGAGUGGCGUGUACCUUCCCUGGUCCUUAAGCUGCUGGAUGGCCUUCCUCUCUGAAAGCAGAACUCUGACACUGCAGCUUCUUAUGAGGGACAGCAUGAAAAGGCUUUGAAAACUACAAAGGGCUUUCCUAACUUAUGGAAGUAUUAUAAUGCAGUACAAACAGUACAGUCCCUCAGUCUCACACGAGUUACAGGGUAAUGAGCAAAGGAGAAGUUGCUAUAAUUCAGAGACACAGAGGCCUUUGAAUAGAACAAAAGUUUUCACAUUUGAACUGAAAAAACACUGAAUUUAUGGUUUAAGACUGUAUAUUUACACUGAAUUUUAAAUAAAAGACUUUAAAAAUUGUUAUUUUUUUAAGGGCUAUAACACAUGUACAUUUAAAUAUCUGUUUUUAAAUCAAUUGUUUAAUAUGGAAGAAAUCACUUGGCAUGUAAAUUCCUUUAGUUCCCUGUCUUACGACGCAGAAGUCAUGUUAUCCCUUCCCCACUCCCACCUGCAGUUAAAUAAGAGAAUAUUCUCAUUUCAGGUAUGUAAAAGUAUGUUGUAAAUAAAAUUUAAAAAUUA
Miniopterus natalensis is the source of this 1670-nucleotide messenger RNA. RefSeq names its product actin binding transcription modulator (gene ABITRAM). Gene Ontology annotation, molecular function: actin filament binding; actin monomer binding. The record is from RefSeq and is a predicted model, not a curated record. Lineage: Eukaryota; Metazoa; Chordata; Mammalia; Chiroptera; Miniopteridae. Gene Ontology annotation, cellular component: filopodium tip; nucleus; lamellipodium. Gene Ontology annotation, biological process: regulation of actin filament polymerization; dendrite morphogenesis; regulation of filopodium assembly.